UGCACAUGCGCACUGCUCUCCGCGGCGUCCCUGCGCGCUUCCGCCCGGCCGCAGGGCUGGCAACAAUGCGCGCUCCGGCGGCCGGGACGGGACAUGGCGGUGAAUUACGCGGCCGGGCUCUCGCCGUAUUCGGACAAGGGCAAGUGCGGCCUCCCCGAGAUUUUUGACCCGCCGGAGGAGCUGGAGAGGAAGGUGCGGGAGCUGGCGGACCUGAUCAGGAGCUCCUCCAAUGUGGUGUUUCACACGGGGGCUGGAAUCAGCACCGCCUCGGGGAUUCCUGACUUCAGGGGGCCCAAUGGUGUGUGGACUAUGGAAGAGAAGGGGCUCUCCCCAAAAUUCGACACCACCUUUGAGAACGCCCGCCCCUCCAAGACCCACAUGGCGCUGCUGGGGCUGCAGAGAGUCGGCAUCCUGAAGUUCCUGGUCAGCCAGAACGUGGACGGCCUGCACGUGCGUUCGGGAUUCCCACGGGACAAGCUGGCCGAGCUGCACGGGAACAUGUUCGUGGAAGAGUGCGUGAAAUGCGGCAAGAUCACUGUUGGGUUUGGAAGGAACCUCUGGAGAUCAUCUAGCGCAACCCCCCUGCUAAAGCACGUUCACCAGAGCAGGUUGCACAAGACCGUGUCCAGGCAGUACGUGCGCGACGCCGUGGUGGGCAGCAUGGGGCUGAAGCCGACGGGCCGGCUGUGCAGCGUCACCAAAGCGCGGGGGCUGCGCGCCUGCAGAGGGAAGUUACGAGACACCAUCCUGGACUGGGAGGAUUCCCUGCCGGACCGUGACCUGACGCUGGCAGACGAAGCCUGCAGGAAAGCCGAUCUCUCCGUCACGCUGGGGACCUCUCUGCAGAUCAAACCCAGUGGCAACCUCCCGCUGAUCACCAAGAAGAGGGGAGGGAAGCUGGUCAUCGUCAACCUGCAAGCAACCAAACAUGACAGACAGGCCGACCUGCGCAUCCACGCCUACGUCGACGACGUCAUGACGAAGCUGAUGAAGCAUUUGGGGCUGGAGGUCCCGGAGUGGACGGGGCCGGUGGUGGUGGAAAGCGCCGAGCUCCCCAAACCCGAACAGCUCUUCGAAUUUGCCCCCGGGGCUCACGGGCCACUGAAGGAGGAGCCCCUGUCGCAGCAGAACGGCACGGGGGGGCUCGGCCCCGACCGCGGGACCACGCUGGGCGAGCGCCGCGACAGUUUGAAGCAGGAGCGUCCCAGCCCAGACAUGGGGCCAACGACGGUGAAGAAGAUGAAGGUGGAGCCUCUCGCCACCUGACCCGGACUGAUCCUGCCUGUCUAGACACUCGUCUGUGCCGCUUUUCCUACCGACUUUUUUUUACACCCUUCAACAUUGUCCCUUUUUGUAUGUAAGUAUUAAAUACACUUGAAGCA
This is a messenger RNA of Columba livia (rock pigeon), 1382 nucleotides long. It is a transcript of the gene SIRT6, whose product is annotated as sirtuin 6. The coding region runs from base 94 to 1266 and encodes 390 amino acids. The record is from RefSeq and is a predicted model, not a curated record. The transcript has 9 exons. Gene Ontology annotation, cellular component: nucleus. Lineage: Eukaryota; Metazoa; Chordata; Aves; Columbiformes; Columbidae. Gene Ontology annotation, molecular function: transcription corepressor activity; NAD+ binding; histone H3K9 deacetylase activity, NAD-dependent. Gene Ontology annotation, biological process: negative regulation of transcription by RNA polymerase II.